AUGUUUCAUCCCUAUGAUAGUGGGCACAUAGCAAUGACUUACACAGGUCUCUCAUGUCUGGUUAUUCUUGGAGAUGAUUUAAGUCGAGUAAAUAAAGACGCCUUACUGGCAGGACUGAGAGCUCUCCAGCUGGAGGAUGGAAGUUUCUGUGCUGUACUGGAAGGUAGCGAGAAUGAUAUGAGGUUUGUGUACUGUGCUUCCUGCAUCUGCUACAUGCUUGAUAACUGGUCAGGCAUGGAUACAAAAAAAGCAGUAGACUACAUUAGAAGAAGUAUGUCUUAUGAUAAUGGCCUGGCACAAGGAGCUGGACUGGAAUCGCAUGGUGGCUCUACAUUUUGUGGCAUUGCAUCACUGUGUUUGAUGGGUAAACUGGAGGAAGUUUUUUCAGAAAAAGAACUGAACAGGAUAAGAAGAUGGUGUAUAAUGAGACAGCAAAAUGGCUACCAUGGACGACCCAACAAACCUGUAGACACCUGCUAUUCCUUUUGGGUGGGAGCAACUUUGAAGCUCUUGAACAUAUUCCAAUAUACGAAUUUUGAGAGAAACCGGAAUUACAUUCUGUCAACUCAAGAUCAUCUUGUUGGUGGAUUUGCCAAGUGGCCAGAUAACCAUCCAGAUGCUUUACAUGCCUACUUUGGGAUUUGUGGCUUGUCAUUAAUUGGAGAAACUGGUAUUUGCAAAGUUCAUCCUGCCCUGAAUAUAAGCACAAGAACCUCAGAUCACCUUCACCAUCUCCAUCAGAUCUGGAAAACAAGGACUCUAAAAGAGUAA
Messenger RNA from Corapipo altera (White-ruffed manakin), 771 nucleotides. Its product is annotated as geranylgeranyl transferase type-1 subunit beta-like. Gene Ontology annotation, biological process: protein geranylgeranylation. Lineage: Eukaryota; Metazoa; Chordata; Aves; Passeriformes; Pipridae. Gene Ontology annotation, molecular function: CAAX-protein geranylgeranyltransferase activity. The transcript is spliced from 6 exons. The record is from RefSeq and is a predicted model, not a curated record. Gene Ontology annotation, cellular component: CAAX-protein geranylgeranyltransferase complex. The coding region runs from base 1 to 771 and encodes 256 amino acids.